This is a messenger RNA of Chaetomium fimeti, 1382 nucleotides long. RefSeq lists its product as uncharacterized. Gene Ontology annotation, cellular component: nucleus. The record is from RefSeq and is a predicted model, not a curated record. The coding region runs from base 146 to 1054 and encodes 302 amino acids. Gene Ontology annotation, biological process: negative regulation of transcription by RNA polymerase II. NCBI's taxonomy places the organism in Eukaryota, Fungi, Ascomycota, Sordariomycetes, Sordariales, Chaetomiaceae. Gene Ontology annotation, molecular function: DNA-binding transcription repressor activity, RNA polymerase II-specific; RNA polymerase II cis-regulatory region sequence-specific DNA binding. The transcript is spliced from 3 exons.
CUCCCUACCUAGUCCGUGCAUACAGGUCUCCAUUUUCCUGGUAUUGAUCGCGACUCGGACCCCGCCACUUUCAACACUCGCAACAACGAACAUUACGUUUCAGUGUUUUGCAAUUGAGACAGUUUCAACGUCGUUGAAUAUCAAAAUGAGCACCCAACUCGAAACAGAGCGCAAGGAAUAUGAGAGCCAGCUCGAGCUCGUCAUCACGUCGCUUAGGGAGGACCCUGAUAAUGCCGAACUACAAGGACUUCGGAGCGAGCUGGAGCAGAUGAUCCAGCUGCUCGAUGAUUCUCUCGCCGAACUCAAACCCAAGAACGAACCCACCAGUGCCGCGCCGAAGAAGGCGCCAUCGCCACCCCCGGCCGAGCAAAAGUGGUCACGCGAGAACCACCCGGCAUUUAAGAAAGCUGCCCCCGUCGAGGAGAAGGAGAAAGAGCCUGAAGUUAUCGCGUACCAGGUCAAUGACAAUGUCAUGGCAAAAUGGCUCUCGGGUGACAAGGGCUUCUACCCGGCGCGCAUUACCGCGGUGACUGGUUCGUCCACGGCACCCAUCUACACAGUCAAGUUCAAAAGCUAUGAUACGGCAGAGACCCUGCGUGCUAAGGAUAUUCGCCCGGUCGCACAGAAGCGCAAGGCUGACGGCACUGCCGUCUCGACCAACAGCAACGCAGUCGGCGGCUCUGCGGCGACGGCUACGACCAGCCCUUCGGCGCUGACCCCAACCUCGACGAACAACGGUAUCGUCAUGUCCGCCGCGGCUGAUAUGUAUCCCCAGGCGCAGGCGGCAGGCAAGGCGGGAGCGGAGGACAACGACGAGAAGCCACGGCCCAAGUUCAAGAAGAUCAAGGCCACGAAGGAGCUCGAAAAGGGCAAGAACAAGUGGCAGGAGUUUACCACCAAGGGGAAGUUUGGCAAGUCGGGCAAGAAGGACAGCAUGUUCCGCACGCCCGACGGCAUCCACGGACGGGUUGGCUUUACCGGCUCUGGCCAGUCAAUGCGCAAGGACCCUACCAGGAGCCGCCAUGUGUAUCAGCCCAACGAAGAAUUGGAUUAGACUGACAUGGUCUUCUUUCUUUCAGAAACGCGGUCACGGCCUGGAGCGGAACAGAUGUGCCCGUGCAAAGGGGCAGCGACCACUGGCGUUCGGUUUAUCGAAGGACGGCAUCAUAGGUUGGAGUUACGGUUUGGGAUGAACCCGGUUUACGUUUUUUUCGUCCCUAAUUACUCUCGUUUCAGACGGACGCUAACGUGGUCUCGGAGCCAACCCGCUAGUCGAUGCGCUGAUGCUCCCGUCUUGGUUCACAGCGCAGAAAGACUCUAGAGUUAGCCGUAGUAUAUAUUGAGAUACCCUAUACUGCGCAAUACAAUUCGUUCCUCGGCAU